AUGGAAGCGCAGUUGCGGUGGGCGCCGGCGCUGACCGCCCUGCGGUGCUGGGAAGGCCACCAAUGGCCAGGACACACCUCCUCCCAAGCCGAUCACGACCCCGCGCACGCGGUCAGAUGGCAGCCGCAGCGACGCCCGCUACACUCCUGCCUCCCCGCCCUCGCCUACCGCCGUCCCGCGCUCCCGCCCUCGCCUCCCCGACCUCACAGCCUCCCCGCCCACUCGCCUCCCAGUCCCCGCCUCCCCGUCCCGCUCCCCGGUCCUUCGCCUCCCCGUCCUCGCCUCCCGCCUCGCCUCCCCGUCCGGCCACCGUGGACGCGCGCGCGGGACGCCAACGGCGCGCCCGUCGCCACCUACCGGCCGCGCGCAGAGGCGCACGUCGCGGCGCUCGUGCUGGCCGAGCUGCGCGCGCGCCUGCGCCUGCGCUGGGUGGCGCUGCCGGCGCACGGGCCGCCGCAGCCCCCGCGCGGCGCGGAGGAGGCGGACGAGGAGGCGCUGGGGGCGGAGCAGCUGGCGGCGCUGCUGGCGACGGGCGCGGCGCACCUCGCCCCGGAGCCCCUGCGCCGCCCUUCGCCCUACACCGCGCCGCUCGCCCUCAUCCAAGGCGGUGCCGUCGCGCGCGGCCUGGGCGCUGUGCGGGUGCCGGCCGCGCCUCGCAGCAGCGUGUGGGCGGCGCUGGGCGGCGCGGCCGGCGGCGCUGGUGCUAUGCGGCGCGCCGCCCUCGAGGGCGCUGGCUGGUGGCGGGCGCGGACGCGCGGCGCGGCCGCCGCCCCAGCCUGUUCCUCGCCGCCGCGCUCGCCGUCGCCUGCGUCGUCGUCGACGCCGCCUUCAGGCAACUGGCCGUGGACGGACGCCGUCAGCCUGUUGGCGCUGCGGCUGGCGGAAGCCGGGCUGCUGGGCCGCUGGCGCGAGCAGUUCGCGGCGCUGCAGGAGCGCGCGGAGCUGGCCGCGUACCGCGUCUCGCCGCGCGCCCGCGCGCGUAUCGCCGCCCAGCGCUCCGCCCGCAGCCCCGCGCCGCUCGCCCUGGGCGACGUGGCGGAGUACGUGCUGCUGCUGGCGGCCGGCCUCGCGCUCGCCCUGUGCGUCUGCGCCGCGGAGACCAACUGCCGCCCUCGCCGCGGGGCGGACGACAGCGGCGACUCGGAGGACGGGCGGCAGCCGGCGGAGCGGACCCGCGGCGCCCGCGGGCGAGAGUCACGCGUCCUUCACGUCGGCCCCGCCCCGCCCGGAGGCGCUCCUCGCGCGGGCCUGCCGGCGGGCCUGCCGGCGGGCGCUGCUUUCGGGCCGCGCCGCAGUUCGUGCCCCGGGCUGCCCGAUGUGCACGAGGCGAGCAUGCGCGUAGGAUUCGCUUGCGAUGUGUCGCACGCGCCCCACUUCCGCAGGCGCUCGUGUCCGGAAGGCGCUGCCGCGGCUCCGAGGGAGACGGCUAUUCACCUCAGAAGGGCAGAGGGGCCACCGCGUGGCUGCAAGCGGGCUCUAGAGCGUGAUUUCACUGAUUUAUGCACCCAAAACGCAGCAGAUAGGGCGGCCUUUCUUGAAAUAUCCGCCGGGCAGAAUUGUCACUCAGGACGUAAUGAUAAAGAUUUCCCUGAAGAGGAUUCAGUUGGAAGUGCCGCAUCUUCACCACCCCAAAAUACAAAUCCUCGCAUAGUCAUUAAUUCACCUUCGUGCUUCAGGAAGAUACAAUCGACAGACGACGCAAUGCCGAACUCAGCUUCAUUAUCACGAACCGCCAGGGCAACGCAGGCAUUAUUUGGGUCCACCGUCUCCCUCACAUCAACUUCUAACGUUCAGAAACCUUCAUCUCACAUCUCCGAUUUCAAUAACAUCACUAGCAGCAAGACGUAUGAAAAAGUAGACGAAACCCUACAACUAGAUGUGACAAAUUUAUCUUUAUUUGGUUCCCAAGUUUCGCUGACGUCUAUUUGUGCACAAGACCAAGGUUUGGCUCUUGAUAUCGAUGCUUCAAAUAACACGAUGUUCCCUCAAACAGACGAAACCAUUACACAAUCAACAGACGUGGCAUCGGAUUCAGAUGUUCCCACUAUGUCCAUAUUUGGCUCCAAUGGCUCCCUUACAUUGUCCGGCGACGCACAAUGUGUGGUGGGACAGAUCCCAAGUCUCGGAGUAGCCUCCGUAUCUGCGACGAGUUUGUUCAUGGCCGCAGUCCCUGCCGGGCGGGUCUCGGAUUUAAAACAUUCCGAGAAAUGCUUCACCAUAUUUCAACCCGUUUCCACUGAUUAUGGGCCGCAGAAAAAGUCGAAGAGUUCUGAAGCAACGGAUGUGGUUACAGACACCGCUGAGUCAGCCCCGUCGUCCAAUAGAGGGCUGCCAACUGACAGCAGACGAAAUUCCAAAAACGUCCUGCCCUUCUUCAAGAAGCUGGAGGACUUCCAAGUGGACGACCAGUGGCAGGACGCCCCGGGCGUCGCCGCCCUGCACGCCAGGGGCGGGCCCAUCGCCGUCAGUCGCUUCCGCCACGACGGGCCUGUCGGGCAGGCGGUGCUGAGCGCCGCCGUGGAGCUGGGCCUGCCGCUGCUCGCCGACCUCAACGGCCCCCGGGCGGCCGGCGUCGGCGCCGCCCCCGGCACCCUGGCCAACGGCGAGCACUGCAGCGCGGCCAGGGGCUACCUGGGCCCGGCGGCGCGCCGCGCCAACCUCCACGUGCUGAGGCACGCGUUGGCCUCCAAGGUCAUCGUCGACCCGGACUCCAAACAGACCCUUGGCGUUCGCUUCAGGCUGCACGGGAAGGAGGAACGGGAGGUGCGGGUCGGGAAGGAGGUUGUCGUGUCCGGCGGCACCACCAACUCCCCGCAGAUACUCAUACCGGCAUCGGACCUCGCGCCCAUCUUGAAAAAAUUGGAGUUUCACCUGUGA
Gryllus bimaculatus (two-spotted cricket) is the source of this 2877-nucleotide messenger RNA. Lineage: Eukaryota; Metazoa; Arthropoda; Insecta; Orthoptera; Gryllidae. The record is from the annotation of a GenBank genome assembly.